CUGGCCUUUGCCGGAGUUUGACCCAAGUCAGAUCCGACUGAUUGUGUAUCAGGACUGCGAAAGAAGAGGACGGAAUGUCUUAUUUGACUCCAGUGCUAAAAGAAAAAUAGAGGAUGUUUCAGUGUCGAAACUCUGCAGCGAUGCUCAGGUGAGAGUUUUUGGGAAAUGCUGCCAACUGAAGCCUGGAGGAGACAGCUCUUCUUCCUUGGAUAGUUCAAUCAAUUCAUCCUCCUCGUUCUCUGAUCCGAAAGAACAAUGCCCAAAAUACCAGGGUUCUCGGUGCUCCUCAGAUGCUAACAUGCUUGGAGAGAUGAUGUUUGGCUCUGUGGCCAUGAGCUACAAGGGCUCCACGUUGAAAAUUCACCAAAUUCGCUCACCUCCUCAGCUCAUGCUCAGCAAGGUUUUCACAGCUCGCACUGGAAGCAGCAUCUAUGGAAGUCUGAAUACGUUGCAGGACAGUCUUGAGUUCAUUAAUCAAGACAGCAAUACAUUAAAGCCUGACCACAGUACAAUUAUGAAUGGACUUCUUGGGAAUAUAGGUCUUUCACAGCUUUGCAGCCCUAGGCGGGCAUUCUCAGAGCAAGGUCCGCUCCGCCUGAUCCGGAGCGCCUCUUUCUUUGCAGUUCAUAGCAACCCUAUGGAUAUGCCUGGGAGGGAGCAGAAUGAGGACAGAGACAGCGGUAUAGCACGAUCUGCAUCUCUUAGCAGUUUGCUCAUCACUCCGUUUCCAUCUCCGGGCUCUUCGUUUAACAAAAGCUGUGCUAGCAGUUACCAGCGGCGUUGGCGUCGCAGUCAGACUACCAGCUUGGAGAAUGGGGUCUUCCCUCGAUGGUCCAUGGAUGAAAGCUUUAACUUGUCAGAUGACAGCUCUGGUCCUAGCCCAGGAAUUGUUAGGAAGAAAAAAAUAGCAAUUGGAGUUAUUUUUUCACUCUCAAGAGAUGAAGAUGAAAACAACAAAUUUAAUGAGUUCUUCUUCUCACACUUUCCUCUUUUUGAGAGUCACAUGAACAAACUGAAGAGUGCAAUAGAACAGGCUAUGAAAAUGAGUCGUAGAUCAGCUGAUGCCAGUCAGCGGAGUUUGGCAUAUAACAGAAUUGUUGAUGCCCUUAAUGAAUUCAGGUGA
Pelecanus crispus (Dalmatian pelican) is the source of this 1123-nucleotide messenger RNA. NCBI's taxonomy places the organism in Eukaryota, Metazoa, Chordata, Aves, Pelecaniformes, Pelecanidae. The record is from RefSeq and is a predicted model, not a curated record.